Chilo suppressalis (striped riceborer) is the source of this 442-nucleotide messenger RNA. NCBI's taxonomy places the organism in Eukaryota, Metazoa, Arthropoda, Insecta, Lepidoptera, Crambidae. The record is from the annotation of a GenBank genome assembly.
AAUAAAAAAAAAACAGAUCAAUUUGUUGGUGUUGGGGAUUCCAAUCGAAAUUAUUGUGAUAAAAUGGCUAAUAACUACGGCAUAUCAGAUGCCGAACUGAAUGUUAUAAAACAGCAGGCGACACGUCGUGCUGCUAUGCGAAAAGAAUUCAUAAAACAGAAAACCAACCCUUGGAAACAUGCUUCAGAGGCUGGUUAUGUUUUUGAUCCGGCUGUGCAAAAGUUCAUGUCAAUGAAAGUAACUCAAUUUGAUCACUUCAAACCUAGUAUGAGGACCAGCUUAUUUGGAAUUUGUGCUACUAUUUUGCCCAUGUUAGGAUAUGGUUAUUUGGUUUGGAAUAGUCGCAACGACCGUGAACAACUGAUAAGAACAGGAGAACUUCGCUACAGAGAAAGACAAUUCAAAUUAGCAUAAAAGUAUUUAAACUUAAUGAUUGUAUAGU